This is a messenger RNA of Malaya genurostris, 922 nucleotides long. RefSeq lists its product as uncharacterized. The transcript is spliced from 3 exons. The record is from RefSeq and is a predicted model, not a curated record. The coding region runs from base 228 to 806 and encodes 192 amino acids. NCBI's taxonomy places the organism in Eukaryota, Metazoa, Arthropoda, Insecta, Diptera, Culicidae.
UACACUUCGGUGUGUUAUGUGCAAAUUUUCACUACACGGCCACGUGUAUUGUAAACCGCAGUCAUCGUACUGCGUACCGGGUUCAUCAGGACCACGAUCAACGAUCGCGCCAGUCAUCGCUCAAAGUUUGACCGGAUCGAAUGUUAGUUCUUCUCCUAGAUGUUCUUCGUCCCUUUCGAAAGUGGGAGCGUGUGAUUGUGAAGUGUAAUCCCCGGAAGUAUUAGCAAAUGCGACGAUUGUUUAGCCGUUACAUCAAAGCCCACGGCUAUGCGAUUGCCGUGGCCGCACUUACCUUCGGAUGCAUUUUCGCAUCCGACGUGCUGCAGGCAAACGGCGGUCUACGGCAAGCCCGCUCGCUGGAUGACACCGCAGUCGAUCGAACCAUCAACGCCGCCACCACAGCCGCCAAUCGGGACACAUACUUUCGGAUGCGACCCUUGGGGCAGCUGAUCUUCUCGCUGGUGUGGGUACUGGCCGGGAUCAUCUUUCUCGUCGGGUUACUGUUUGAAAAGAAGGAAACGAUUUUCCCGUUCGCCACCAUUUUCUCCAUCGACUGGAGCGUGAUCCUGAUCCAUCAUUUGACCAGACUGGAGCGGAAAAGUUUUCGGGAACUGGUUCUGUCACCCGAUGCUGUCGUGCUACUCGCGAUUCCCGUGUACGUUGGAUUCACGCUGGCCGCACUGUUCAAGCUAUUCGACGAUCGCCAAUCGGACCGGGAAAACCAGCAUUUUGAAGAUCUAGACAACGAUCGGAAGCCGGUAAAAUUUUCGCUGGGUGACGAAUUCGAUGACAUCCGGAUCAGCUAGCUCGGUGCAGGAGGAGGAGGGGUUGCACAAUCGCACGUGAAAAGACAGCAGCAACCAGUAUUAUGUUAGGUGUACUUCAUUUUGUAAAUACAAAAUCUGCCAAACAAUGAGAAAAA